Molecule: messenger RNA, 2303 nt
Organism: Thunnus maccoyii (southern bluefin tuna)
Lineage: Eukaryota; Metazoa; Chordata; Actinopteri; Scombriformes; Scombridae
Product: tissue alpha-L-fucosidase-like
Exons: 7
Coding region: 425-1807 (460 amino acids)
Biological process (GO): glycoside catabolic process; fucose metabolic process
Cellular component (GO): lysosome
Molecular function (GO): alpha-L-fucosidase activity
Source: RefSeq, a predicted model, not a curated record
UUAUGAUAUGAAUAAGCUGUUUAUGCCCUCUAGUGUAUGAGCCCACACUAGAUAUCUAAAGUGUGCCAUUAGUAGGUGAAUUCACAGGCUUUUGCAAUAUGGAGCAACAGACUACCUUAUAAAUUAUAAAGUUUUAAAUCAAAACGUUUGUUCUGAUUUAUUUUUUAUUGGAGUUGCAGAAAAUGUGUAACUGAGUCAAUUUUACAUAGGACGGACGAUAUAGUUUUCUUUAAAAAGACAUUUCUCCUUGAUGUAGCAACUGAGCCACCAGAUGGCGACUACACUGUUUGCCCUUCCCAUAAAAGUAUGCAGAGGUGUUUUAUGCUUGUUGUCGCCACUAGUAAAGGUGGACUCACCUGUUGCGUGUGACUAUAUUCAAGUAGCAAGAGCUUCUUCAUCGGGACAGUUUUAUUCAUGAGUUAUCAUGUCGCUUCGAAUGCGACCUACAUGUAUUCUCACUGUGAUAUGUUCAUUUCCUCUUCUGAUGAUGGGACCUGGAUGCGCAGCGCGGUACACAGCCAACUGGACCAGUCUGGAUGCCAGACCCCUUCCCCGGUGGUUCGACGAAGCUAAAAUCGGGGUUUUCGUUCACUGGGGGGUAUUCUCGGUCCCUGGCUUUGGUCAGUAUAGUGAGUGGUUCUGGUACUGGUGGCAGUCCAAAAAACGAGCAGAAGAAGUCGAGUUCAUGCAGAAAAACUAUCCGCCGGGCUUUAAAUACACGGAUUUUGCGCCCGAGUUUCGCGCAGAAUUUUUUGACCCGGAAAACUGGGCAGAUAUUUUCCAAGACUCUGGAGCCAGGUAUGUGGUAUUCACGUCCAAACACCAUGAAGGUUUCACAAACUGGCCCUCGGCAGACUCAUGGAACUGGAACUCAGGGGAUGUGGGUCCUCACCGGGACCUGGUGGGAGAACUGGCUGCAGCUGUCAGGAAGAGGUCAUUGCGUUUUGGUCUCUACCACUCGCUAUAUGAAUGGUACCACCCGCUUUUCUUGUUGGAUCAAGCCUCCGGAUUCAAGACUCAGAAUUUUGUUGCCCGUAAGACUCUUCCAGAGUUAGUGAACCUUGUGAUGACAUACAAACCGGAUCUUAUCUGGUCUGAUGGGGACUGGGAGGCACCGGAUACCUACUGGAACUCCAUCCAGUUCCUGGCCUGGCUCUACAAUGACAGCCCAGUCAAGGAUGUGGUGGUUACCAAUGACAGGUGGGGUAAGGGCUGCUACUGCAAACACGGAGGCUACUACAACUGUGCUGACAGGUACACACCAGGUAAACUUCCACACCACAAAUGGGAGAAAUGCCAGUCCAUUGACACCCGUUCCUGGGGCUACCGGAGAGACAUGCAGCUCAGCGAACUCAUGGACCUGCCGUCCAUCAUAAAGGACAUGGUGUAUGUGGUGGCAAUGGGAGGAAACUACCUGCUGAAUAUCGGGCCAAUGGCAGAUGGUAUGAUUGCUCCAGUGUUUGAGGAGAGGCUGAGGGGACUCGGUGCCUGGUUGGGGAUCAAUGGGGAGGCCAUCUAUGCUUCCAAACCCUGGAGAGUCCAGACAGAGAACAGCACAGUCCAAGUCUGGUAUACUGCCAAAAAUAGUACAGUUAAUGCCAUUAUCCUUGGUUGGCCACCUAAACAAACACUUCAACUCACAACACCCAGGACAUCUAAGGCCACGAGAGUAACACUUUUGGACUAUCCUGAUGUACCACUGAAGUGGGCUCCAGUGACACAAACAACUGGGCUGAUGGUCAUCUUGCCUACUAUGCCAGUAUCACCUGGAAAUGCCUGGACACUGAAACUGGAGGGAGUAGCCUAACACUAGACAGUCAUAACAAAAUAAGGACAGUAGUUUUAGGUCAAUGAGCAUGACUGUUACACUGAUCUCUGAUAAAAUAUAUACUUGAUGUAUGUGUGUUGAAUUGUAAAUGAAGUUAACAAUAAGGUUUUAAUGCCAGGGUCAAAAAAUGAUUUGAUAUGCUGUCAGAGCUCACAGAAAGAUCAGCAUUUCAUGGCUGACCACAUUCCCUCAGGUAAUUUACUGCAAGGAUAAAAGCUGGGUUCCAUUGUUAGCCAUGUAAUAUUAGCUGUCUCAGGAUACUGUUGACAUUCAUGUAAUCUCAAUAAUUUUCUUAACUUUCUAUAACAUUUCUCAAAAAACUGAAAAAGUUUUUCAAUGAAUAUCUUGCCUCAAUCACAGUGGAAAAGCCUUACAUGUAUAGUCAUAUUUGUAGUCAUUUUUGUUAGCCCAAGUUUCAUAUAAGGUUUUAUAAAAAUAAAUCACAUGUACGUCAACAGUUGCAUGUUGAUGGUGA